AUGGAUGUUGUUUAGCUCUGUGGAGGAUUUGGUGAAUCUGGUUGAAAGCGAAACGUUGUCUCUCAGUGAGCCGCUGGUCUGAGUCUCGGGUGGAAACCCCACUCAGAAUGUGAUUCCCUGUAUUAGUGACGGGAACUGGGGGGAAGGGGACUCCCAUGUGAGAUUGGGGGGGACAGGUGCCAUAAAAUGUCGGCUCAUGGUGUGAAGUGCAAUGUCAGCCUUGUCCUGCAGUGUGAGUGGGGCUCCUGUACCUAUGUGUCCUCCAAGAUGGAAGACUUCUGCUCCCAUGUGUCUGACCAUCUCAGGGUGAACGUUGUGCUCAAAGAGGAGGAAGAUAUGGCCUGUGAAGAUGAGUUUUGCUGCCUGUGGCAGGCCUGUGGCUUCUUCUCUCCAGACAAGCCUUUAGAUCUCGCUCGCCAUGUUUAUUUCCACUGUUACCAUACUAAGUUGAAACAGUUGGGUCAUCAGGCUCUGCAAAACCAGCCGGGCCUCACCCCCUGCCAGUUGGAUACUCAGAGCAGGAACUUGAUUCCCGAAGUACAUGACAGCUUCAUUUGCAUGUGGGACCAAUGUGAGAGCUCUUUUGACAAUGCAGAGUGGUAUUACAGACAUGUGGACUCUCAUGGUUUGAGCACUGAAUAUGAGGAGAACAAGAUGCUGCUGUGCGGCUGGAAAGAUUGUGACUGCUCAAUUAAGAGUCGCUGCAAGCUGAGGGAGCACCUGCGGAGUCACACCCAAGAAAAAGUGGUAUCCUGCCCCAAUUGUGGAGGGAUGUUUGCAAACAAGACUAAAUUUUAUGAUCAUUUCAGAAGACAAACAUCAUUGGACCAACAUCGAUUUCAGUGUUCCCACUGCUCGAAGAGAUUUGCAACAGAGCGUCUGCUGCGUGACCACAUGCGCAACCAUGUGAAUCAUUACAAGUGUCCACUGUGUGACAUGACAUGCCCACUACCUUCAACAUUGCGGACUCACAUACGUUUCCGACACAGUGAUGAACGCCCAUACAAAUGCCAGCAUUGUGAUUACAGCUGCAAAAAUAUGGUGGACCUGCGAAGGCACUUAGAUACACACAGCAAAUUGCCAGCAUACUGUUGUGAUUUUGAAGGGUGCACAUUCAGAGCUCGUUCUCUAUCUUCUAUCAAGGCUCACUACAGGAAGGUGCAUGAGGGGGAUUCAGAACCCAGGUACAAAUGUCAUGUGUGUGAGAAAUGCUUCACCCGUGGAAACAAUCUGACAGUUCAUCUGCGCAAAAAGCACCAGUUCAAAUGGCCCUCAGGGCAUCCACGUUUCAGGUAUAAGGAGCAUGAUGAUGGCUUUUUGCGCCUUCAGUUGGUGAGAUAUGAAAGCGUGGAGCUGACUGAGGCGCUAAUGGAAGAGCGUGAGAAACAGUGGGCACCCCUGGAUUCUGUGUCCACUUGCCUCGUGCUGAGCCCAGGCGGCAGUACCGGAUCUGACGGAGAGGGUUACGUGAGGACGACGGUGGAGAAAGAUUUUGUGUUAUUGCCAGAAUGAAUGUAUCCAUGAAUAUUACUUCGGAUUAUUGUACAAUAGUCUCAGUAGGCCUUCUCCAGAACUGGCAGGCCAGCAAAUUGUGAAAGAAGCAGCCUAAACCUCACUAAAUUACAAAACCAAGGGGUUGGAUUUACUUUAACAUUACCUCAUCUUGUAGAGAGCAUGCUACAGGAUCCAACUUGUAUGAGUGCUGUCUUUUCAUUGAGAUGGUUUUUAUUCCAGAUCAAGUUCUCAAGUCCUUCAAACAGCUGUCUCUGUGACAGCACAACAAAGUUGUCUACGCUACAAUUUAUAUUUACACAAAAGAACACAGACAUCAAUAUGGAUGUAUCAGACAUUCCCUAUUUAAUAAAUUACUCUUUAAUUAUAAAACAGUUUCAACAACCAGUUUACUAAGGGCACAUGUCAGGUCCUUACAAACAUUAGGCCAACCUCACUUUAGCUUUGAGAAUAGUGCAUGUGGGAUUACUUUCAGUUUUGUAAAAAUUCCUCUAUGAGCAAUUUUAGUCUGCCCAAAGCCUCACAUUAAUUUAUUGCUGGAGAUGUUUUUCAGACAUGGAAAUGGCAUCUCGAUCAGGAAGAUCUAGAGUCAGAUAAUACUUGCCUCGGAUAUAACCUACUUGGAUAUGUGCAGAUAUCAUGUUCUCCUGAAGUUUUAUUGAAAUAUAAAUAUUUCACAAAUCCCCAUUUCCUUCCAUUUUAUAUUUAAAAUUGUGCACAUGACUAGAUGGAUGAAAUGUCUACUUUGUCUAACAAACCAAGACAUAAUAUUUGAUUUGCUUUAUGAUUUGAAUGGAAUGUUAAUAAAAUUCUGCUUUUGAUUUUGGGAAA
Pelobates fuscus (common spadefoot toad) is the source of this 2343-nucleotide messenger RNA. It is a transcript of the gene HINFP, whose product is annotated as histone H4 transcription factor. The record is from RefSeq and is a predicted model, not a curated record. Bases 187 to 1512 code for a protein of 441 amino acids. The transcript is spliced from 9 exons. NCBI's taxonomy places the organism in Eukaryota, Metazoa, Chordata, Amphibia, Anura, Pelobatidae.